UGGUCGUGCUUCACGGAGAGCCUGGGAAAGCGAAAUGGAGGGGUGUGUGUCUAACCUAAUGGUCUGCAACCUGGCCUACAGCGGGAAGCUGGAGGAGUUGAAGGACAGCAUCCUGGCCGAUAAAUCCCUGGCUACCAGAACUGACCAGGACAGCAGAACUGCAUUGCAUUGGGCAUGCUCAGCCGGACAUACAGAAAUUGUUGAAUUCUUGCUGCAACUUGGAGUGCCGGUGAAUGAUAAAGAUGAUGCAGGUUGGUCUCCUCUUCAUAUUGCUGCUUCUGCUGGCCGGGAUGAGAUUGUAAAAGCCCUUCUGGGCAAAGGUGCUCAAGUGAAUGCUGUCAAUCAAAAUGGCUGUACUCCCCUACAUUAUGCAGCUUCCAAAAACAGACAUGAGAUCGCUGUCAUGUUACUGGAAGGCGGGGCUAAUCCAGAUGCUAAGGACCAUUAUGAGGCUACAGCAAUGCACCGGGCGGCAGCCAAGGGUAACUUGAAGAUGAUUCAUAUCCUUCUGUACUACAAAGCAUCCACAAACAUCCAAGACACUGAGGGUAACACUCCUCUACACUUAGCCUGUGAUGAGGAGAGAGUGGAAGAAGCAAAACUGCUGGUGUCCCAGGGAGCGAGUAUUUACAUUGAGAAUAAAGAAGAAAAGACACCCCUGCAAGUGGCCAAAGGUGGUCUGGGUUUAAUACUCAAGAGAAUGGUGGAAGGUUAAGCAGCUUGGAUUUAUUCUUACUUUGUAAGUUUUGUGGUUGUCCCCAGUGUCCUGGAAACUAAUGUACUUGUGCACAAGACAUCAUCUAUGAAUGAUGAAGUUGUUUCAUCUUCAAAGUAUUAUAAACAUGUUGAAUAUUGUUCCUGUUAAGUAUUUGUUCUAAGCCUACGACUUGCUUCCCAGGCAUUGAAUAACUGUUGAGAUUGUUCUAUUGUUGUAUAUUAUUCUACAUUGAAUUGUGGUUAAUUUUGAGUAAAUGAUUCUGUGGCUGUUGUGA
Messenger RNA from Diceros bicornis minor, 992 nucleotides. It is a transcript of the gene PSMD10, whose product is annotated as proteasome 26S subunit, non-ATPase 10. The coding region runs from base 35 to 715 and encodes 226 amino acids. The record is from RefSeq and is a predicted model, not a curated record. The transcript has 5 exons. Lineage: Eukaryota; Metazoa; Chordata; Mammalia; Perissodactyla; Rhinocerotidae. Gene Ontology annotation, molecular function: protein binding.